AUGAAUAACAGUGAAGAGAGAGCUUCAGGCAAAGAUGAGACGAAAGUGGGGUUUUACAAGCUUUUCUCCUUAGCAGAUAGGGUGGAUGUUGGGUUAAUGAUCGUCGGAACGCUGGCCGCGGUCGCCGUCGGGAUGUCGCAGCCGUUAAUGACAGUUAUAUUCGGCGAGCUUAUCAAUUCUUUUGGCACCGUGGCUUCACCUCAUCUUGUUCAUGUCAUCUCUAAGCUAUCCCUCAAGUUUGUGUACCUUGCUAUUGGCUCGGGCAUUGCCUCAUUUUUACAAAUGUCUUGUUGGGUGGUUACUGGAGAAAGGCAAUCUGCUAGGAUUAGAGGGAUGUAUCUGAAAGCAAUUCUGAGACAAGACAUUACCUUCUUUGACACUGAAACAACAGCCGGAGAGGUGAUUGGUCGGAUGUCUGGUGAUACCAUUCUCAUUCAAGAAGCUAUGGGUGAAAAGGUUGGGAAGUUCAUCCAGUUCAUCUCAACAUUCAUUGGAGGCUUCAUAAUUGCCUUCAUAAAAGGAUGGCUUCUUGCAUUGGUUCUGUGUUUAUGCAUCCCUGUCGUCGCCAUCGCUGCAGGAACAAUGGCGAAGAUCAUGACUGGAAUGUCAAGCCGCGGACAAAUUGCUUAUGCAAAAGCUGGGAAUAUAGUGGAACAGACUAUAGGAGGGAUUAGAACGGUUGCCUCAUUCAAUGGAGAAAAGAGAGCAAUAGAUAAGUACGACGGGGAGCUGAAUGUUGCAUAUAAAUCUACAAUACAGCAAGGGCUGGCUUCUGGUUUAGGACUUGGUACUAUAUUGCUUGUUCUGUUUAGCAGUUAUGGGUUAGCUGUUUGGUGUGGAGCCAAAUUUAUAUUGCACAAGGGAUACAGAGGGGGAGAUGUGAUCAAUGUCAUGAUAGCCAUUAUGAUGGGAGGAAUGUCACUAGGCCAAACAUCUCCAUCUCUGAAUGCAUUUGCAUCAGGGCAGGCCGCGGCAUACAAAAUGUUCGAGACGAUAAACCGAGAGCCUUCGAUCGAUGCAUCAGACACGAGUGGGGUGGAGUUGGAAGACAUCAAGGGCGAGAUCGAACUAAAAGAUGUGUACUUUAGAUAUCCAGCAAGGCCAGAUGUGCAGAUUUUUGCUGGAUUUUCGCUUCGUGUCCCGAGUGGCAAAACUGCAGCACUGGUGGGUCAAAGUGGAAGUGGCAAGUCUACUGUUAUCAGUUUACUGGAAAGGUUUUAUGAUCCUGAUGCCGGAGAAGUACUUUUAGACAACAUCAAUUUAAAAAAAUUCAAACUCAAAUGGUUAAGAGAGCAAAUGGGACUGGUGAGCCAGGAACCAAUUUUGUUCACAGCUUCAAUAAGAGAGAAUAUAAUCUAUGGUAAGGAGAAUGCCACUGAAGAGGAGAUUAGAACAGCUACUGAGCUUGCAAAUGCAGCCAAAUUUAUUGAUAAGCUUCCUAAGGGGCUUGAUACCAUGGUUGGUGAACAUGGAACUCAGCUAUCAGGUGGACAAAAGCAAAGAAUUGCAAUUGCCAGGGCCAUUCUAAAGAACCCGAGAAUCCUCCUCCUCGAUGAAGCCACGAGUGCUUUGGAUGCAGAAUCGGAACGAAUCGUGCAAGAUGCACUCGACAGGGUCAUGUCGAACAGGACAACUGUGGUUGUUGCUCAUCGCUUAACAACUAUCCGAAAUGCUGACCUAAUAGCAGUGGUGCAAAGUGGCAAACUUGUGGAGCAAGGAACUCAUGAUGAGUUGAUCCGAGAUCCUAACGGGGCAUAUUCACAGCUAGUCCAAAUGCAGCAAGGAAGUAAUAAGCGAGACGAGAAGGUAACGAAAGAGGACGGUGAUGCAGUAGAAAUCACUACCGAUUCAGAUGAUUUGAUUAGGUCAUCAAGCCACAGAUUAUCUGCAGUGAGAAGAUCUUUGAGCCAUGGAUCAUCAUCAAGACAUUCAUUCUCACUCAACUAUCUCAUUCCAGGUCAAAUUAACAUUAUUCAUGAAUAUGAAACCAGAAAUGAUGAGGCCGAUGACAAAGAGCCCGACGAAAGAACCCUGGAGAAAAGGAAAAGAGUUUCGAUUAGGCGGCUUGCCUCCCUAAACAAACCAGAGUGGCCAUAUUUGGUAGUUGGAGCAAUAGCUGCAGGCAUCCAUGGCCUGAUUUUCCCUGUAUUUGGGCUGCUGCUCUCCACAGCCAUUAAAAUUUUCUUUGAGCCUCGAGCUGAGCUGCAAAAGGAUUCCAGGUUUUGGGCAACCAUGUAUGUGUGCCUCGGUCUAGUUAGUCUGGUAGUUGCCCCGUUACAGAAUUUUUUCUUUGGAGUCGCUGGAGGGAAGUUGAUUCAGAGAAUUCGAUCACUGACAUUCAAGAAAGUAGUCUACCAUGAAAUCAGCUGGUUUGAUGAGCCUGAAAACUCAAGUGGCGCAGUUGGGGCAAGAUUAUCCGCGGAUGCUUCCACUAUGAGGAGCCUUGUGGGAGAUGCCUUAGCAUUAAUUGUACAAAACACAGCAACAGUGUUGGCAGGGCUUGCUAUAGCCUUUGUUGCCAAUUGGAUUUUAGCACUUAUAAUCCUGGUUUUGUUGCCACUAAUUGGACUGCAAUGGUUCUUCCAGAACAAGUUUUACAAGGGAUUCAGUGCAAAUGCUAAGGUGAUGUACGAGGAAGCGAGCCAAGUUGCAAACGACGCUGUGAGCAGCAUAAGAACCGUGGCUUCGUUCUGUGCUGAAGAGAAGGUGAUGGCUAUGUAUGAGAAGAAAUGCGAAGGGCCGGUGAAGCAAGGUGUUAAAGUUGGUGUUGUUAGCGGAGCAAGUUUGGGUUUUGGCUCGUUAGCACUCUACCUUACAUAUGCCUUCUGUUUCUACAUUGGAGCAUUUUUCAUUCAUCACAACAAAGCAACAUUUACAGAGCUUUUCAAGGUUUUCUUCGCAUUGACAAUGUCAGCCAUGGGGAUUUCUCAAGCCACCGGAUUAGCACCAGACCUUAACAAGGCUAAGGAUUCUACUGCUUCUAUUUUUGACAUUCUUGACAGAAACCCGGAGAUUGAUUCUAGUAGUGAACAAGGCACAACGUUGUUAGCUGUCCGUGGAGAUAUUGAGUUGAAACAUGUGAGCUUCAAGUACCCAACUCGGCCCGACAUCCAAAUAUUCAAGGAUCUAUGCCUAUCCAUGCCUGCUGGAAAGACUUGUGCUCUUGUGGGAGAAAGUGGAAGUGGGAAAUCAACAGUGAUAAGUUUAAUAGAGAGAUUCUAUGAUCCUGACUUUGGAGAAAUACUUUUGGACGGAGUUCCCAUCAAGAAUCUAAAACUGAGUUGGCUGAGGCAACAAAUGGGGUUAGUGAGUCAAGAGCCAAUCUUGUUCAACGAGUCGAUUCGCGACAACAUAGCCUAUGGCAAGCAUGGGGAGGUAACAGAAGAAGAGAUUAUCCAAGCUGCAAGAUUAGCAAGUGCUCACAACUUCAUCUCAUCACUGCCCCAUGGCUACGACACGCCCGUGGGAGAACGGGGGACUCAGUUAUCCGGUGGGCAGAAGCAACGAAUAGCCAUUGCGAGGGCGAUUUUGAAGGAUCCAAAAAUCUUGUUACUAGACGAGGCUACUAGUGCAUUAGAUACUGAGUCAGAGCACGUGGUGCAAGAGGCAUUGGACCGAGUAAUGGUGAGCCGGACUACCGUCGUCAUUGCUCAUAGAUUAGUAACGAUUAGAGGGGCGGACUUGAUUGGUGUGGUCAAGAAUGGAGUGAUUAUAGAAAAGGGAAGACAUGAGGUGCUUAUGGAUAUUGUUGAUGGAGUUUAUGCUUCUUUAGUUGCACUUCACGUGAAAGCAAGCUAAGUUAACACAA
Ipomoea nil (Japanese morning glory) is the source of this 3808-nucleotide messenger RNA. Its product is annotated as ABC transporter B family member 9-like. Lineage: Eukaryota; Viridiplantae; Streptophyta; Magnoliopsida; Solanales; Convolvulaceae. The coding region runs from base 1 to 3798 and encodes 1265 amino acids. The record is from RefSeq and is a predicted model, not a curated record. Gene Ontology annotation, biological process: transmembrane transport. The transcript is spliced from 12 exons. Gene Ontology annotation, cellular component: membrane. Gene Ontology annotation, molecular function: ATP binding; ATP hydrolysis activity; ABC-type transporter activity.